UCGAGUUGGAAAAGGCGAGUCCGGUCUCAAAAUGGAGGGCCAUGAUCCAAAGGAACCAGAGCAGUUGAGAAAACUGUUUAUUGGUGGUUUGAGCUUUGAAACUACAGAUGAUAGUUUAAGAGAACAUUUUGAAAAAUGGGGUACACUUACAGAUUGUGUGGUGAUGAGAGACCCCCAAACAAAACGUUCCAGGGGUUUUGGUUUUGUGACUUACUCUUGUGUUGAAGAGGUGGAUGCAGCAAUGUGUGCCCGACCACACAAGGUUGAUGGGCGUGUAGUGGAACCAAAGAGAGCUGUUUCUAGAGAGGAUUCUGUAAAGCCUGGUGCCCAUCUAACAGUGAAGAAAAUUUUUGUUGGUGGAAUUAAAGAAGAUACAGAAGAGUAUAAUUUGAGAGACUACUUUGAAAAGUAUGGCAAGAUUGAAACCAUAGAAGUUAUGGAAGACAGGCAGAGUGGAAAAAAGAGAGGAUUUGCUUUUGUAACUUUUGAUGAUCAUGAUACAGUUGAUAAAAUUGUUGUUCAGAAAUACCACACUAUUAAUGGGCAUAAUUGUGAAGUGAAAAAGGCCCUUUCUAAACAAGAAAUGCAGUCUGCUGGAUCACAAAGAGGUCGUGGAGGUGGAUCUGGCAACUUCAUGGGUCGUGGAGGAAACUUUGGAGGUGGUGGUAACUUUGGCCGUGGUGGAAACUUUGGUGGAAGAGGAGGCUAUGGUGGUGGUGGUGGUGGCAGCAGAGGUAGUUACGGAGGAGGUGAUGGUGGAUAUAAUGGAUUUGGAGGUGAUGGUGGCAACUAUGGUAGUGGUCCUGGUUACAGUAGUAGAGGAGGCUAUGGUGGUGGACCAGGAUAUGGAAACCAAGGAGGUGGAUAUGGAGGUGGUGGUGGAGGAUACGAUGGUUACAAUGAAGGAGGAAAUUUUGGAGGUGGUAACUAUGGUGGUGGUGGGAACUAUAAUGAUUUUGGAAAUUAUAGUGGACAACAGCAAUCAAAUUAUGGACCCAUGAAGGGGGGCAGUUUUGGUGGAAGAAGCUCGGGCAGUCCCUAUGGUGGUGGUUAUGGCUCUGGUGGUGGAAGUGGUGGAUAUGGUAGCAGAAGGUUCUAAAAAAUUUUCAGAAGAAAAGGGUUGAAUGAGAACCCUUCUUGCCUAAAUGAGGAAUGUCUUUCCUACCAUCUUAAAUACGAAGGUUUCUGGCUGGGUAAGGUUUGUAGCUCACAGUAAAAGCUGAUGACACCAUUUGUUUCCCUACAAAUACAUAUUACAUAUUU
Molecule: messenger RNA, 1263 nt
Organism: Lutra lutra (Eurasian river otter)
Lineage: Eukaryota; Metazoa; Chordata; Mammalia; Carnivora; Mustelidae
Product: heterogeneous nuclear ribonucleoprotein A3-like
Exons: 1
Coding region: 32-1099 (355 amino acids)
Molecular function (GO): RNA binding
Source: RefSeq, a predicted model, not a curated record